AUGGCUGUUUCCGGAGAAUUCACGGAUCACAAACUCUGUGGUUUUCUCCGUGCCGUUGUUGCCGUCGAUUCCCCGCCUUGUCGACUUUCAUUGGGCUCCUCUUGCUUCAUCUUCAAUGAUGGUUCCGUCACCGGUUUCAAAUCCGACGAUGGCUUGAUCUUAUCCCUCAUCAAUCCUACCUCUAAUCUCAAAUCCCUGAUUUCGGAAGGAGAUCAGGAUGCUGAGAAUUGUGGAACAAUGGAAGACGGUGGAUUGGAGAGAGAGAGCACACGAAAGUCUCGAGGAUCUCAGAAAUCGAAGAGACGGGUUUCUUCUGGGAGCAAAAGCGUUCAGCGAGAGAAGACCGGAGAGGGAAGGAAGAAGGUGAGGAGUAUAGGCAUGGUGAAUGGAAGCAUAAGUGUAGUGCAGCAACUUCACACUUUGGUUACCAACAAAUGUUUGAAGAUGAUUUGCCGAGUUGUGAAGGCUGAUAAAGGUGAUGAUGGAGAAGAAAGAGCUGUGGUAUUAGUUGAUGUGUAUCUGCCUAUUGCAUUGUGGUCAGGAUGGCAAUUUCCUAAAUGCAAGGCUGCUGCUGCUUCGUUGAUUAAGCACUUGAGCUGUGAUUGGGGACUGAGAAGCUCAAUCCUUAAUGGGGAAAGUAUUUGGGAAGAGGCAAAUGGAAGAAUAAAGGCUAUCUGGGAUUUAUCUGACUGCCAUGUGUUUGAUUGCAAAUUACACUGUAAUACCCCAGAUUCUCCAGAAAGAAGAUUAUUUAAACUACAUAAAAUCUUUAAGAGUUUGCCCAGUCCAGGAAAUUAUGGCAUGCUUGAUUCUUCUAGAGUGUCACCAUCCGCUGACUCUUGUGCAUCUGGCAUUUGGGAUCUCUCUGAUGACAUUAUGAUUAGCAUACUGAUGAAACUUAAUCCAAAGGACCUUAUUAGCGUUGCAGGAGUCUGCCGUCUCUUGAGAUCAUUGGCAUUUGUAGUUGUGCCAUGUAUGAAUUUAAAACUCUUUCCUCACCAGCAGGCAGCAGUUGGUUGGAUGUUGGAGCGUGAGAGGAAAGCUGAAGUUUUCUCACAUCCCCUAUACUUGAACUUUGAUACUGAGGAUGGGUUUAGUUUCUAUGUAAAUGUCGUGUCUGGUGAUAUAAUCACUGAGGCAGCUCCCAUGGUCCAGGAUUUCCGUGGGGGAAUGUUCUGCGAUGAACCAGGUCUAGGUAAGACGAUAACAGCAUUAUCUCUUAUUCUAAAGACGCAGGGAACAAUGGCUGAUCCGCCUGAGGGACUUCCUGUCGUUUGGUGUACACAUAAAGGUGACAAAAAAUGCGCUUAUUAUGAGUACACAAGUGACCAGUUCACUUCUAACAGCAUGUUUACUGUAAAGAGGUUUCUAAGUCCAAGUAGCUGUCGAAGCCAGUUAUCUCUUGACGCCUUUUGUCCACUGCUGGAGUCAAAAUCUUUGCCACAUAAGAAAGCUAGGCUGACGGAUUCAGAUGGUCAAACUUUUGAGUCUCAGAACUCAAACUUUGAAAACGAAUUUGAAACUCCCAUCCCUGCUUCCCUAGAUUUAGAAGCUCAACGUAGAAAGAGCUUGGGUAAUGUCAGAAAAAAUCUCUUGCAUGCAUAUAAUGGCGCAUCUGAGCUCUCCGAAGUGAUGGAAGCUGAAAGAAUUGUUAGUUGGAAGAAGUGUGGUAGGAUAACUGGUUCUAAGAGAAAGGGUCCUACUGAUUUGGAUGUGGUAAGCGAUAGUUGGAUACAGUGUGAUUCUUGCUCAAAGUGGCGAAGACUAAUAGAUGAAGGUGUAUCUGUUGCUGGUUCUGCAUGGUUUUGUAGCAACAAUAGUGACCCUGCAUAUCAGAGUUGUAGUGAUCCUGAAGAAUUAUGGGAUAUGUCUCAACCUAUAAAUUCUUUGCAAGGGUUCUAUACUAAGGGAACUUCUGGUGCAGAAAUUGGCAAUAUCUCUUUCUUCACCAGUGUCCUUAGGCAACACAAGUCUUCAGUAAACCCAACCGUAAACAAAGCCUUAAUUUGGCUUGCUAAGCUCCCUCUUGAGAAGCUCUCACAGAUGGAAACAGUUGGCUUACCAGGUCCACUGUUGGGUAGUCGUUUGAAUCAAGAUGUACUUGGAUUCCAGAGAAUAUUUCGAGCAUUUGGUCUUACGAGUAGAGUUGAAAAGGGUGUCACUAGAUGGUAUUAUCCGAAGUUUCUUAAGAACUUAGUAUUUGAUUUACCUGCUCUCAAGGUUGCUCUUUGUCAGCCGCUGGAUACAUGUAGACUGUAUUUGUCAAAAGCAACUCUAAUCGUUGUGCCUGCGAAUUUAGUUGAUCACUGGAAAACACAAAUCCAAAAACAUGUCAGCCCUGGUCAGCUACGUAUCCUCAUUUGGACUGACCAUAAGAAACUUUCUCCGCACAGCCUGGCUUGGGACUAUGAUGUUGUGAUCACAACUUUUAGUCGCUUAAGUGCAGAAUGGAAUCCUCGAAAGAAAAUCAAAAGCCCAUUGAUCCAAGUGCAUUGGCUGAGGGUCAUGCUAGAUGAAGGACACACUCUUGGUUCUAGUCUCAGUUUGACAAAUAAAUUUCAGAUGGCUGUUUCUCUGGCAGCUUGUAGUCGUUGGUUACUGACAGGAACACCAACCCCGAACACGCCAAAUAGCCAGCUUUCGCAUCUCCAAUCUCUUUUAAAGUUUCUUCACGAGGAAGUAUAUGGAGAAAAUCUAAAGUUUUGGGAAGCAGGCAUCCUUAGACCAUUUGAAGCAGAAAUGGAGGAGGGUCGUUCGCGUUUACUUCAGCUGCUUCAGAGAUGCAUGAUAAGUUCUAGAAAGAAAGAUCUGCGGAUGAUUCCUCCGUGUAUCAAGAAGUUGACAUACCUUAAUUUCGUUCCAGGGCAUGCAAGAAGCUACAAUGAACUGGUGGAGACAGUUAGGCGUAAUAUCUUAUUAGCUGAUUGGAAUGACCCGUCUCAUGUGGAAAGUCUGCUUAACUCUAAACAGUGGAAAUUUCGAAGCGCUACCAUCAGAAAUGUCAGACUAUCUUGCUGUGUGGCUGGGCAUAUUAAAAUGACUGACGCUGGUCAUGAUAUUAAAGAGACAAUGGAUGUUUUACUUGAAAGUGGUCUGGACCUUUCGACCGAAGAGUAUUCUUUUAUUGAAGACAGCCUUAUUAGUGGUUGUAACUGCAAAAGAUGUGGGGAAUGGUGCCGACUUCCUGUAAUCACUCCAUGUAGACACCUACUGUGCCUUGAUUGCGUAGCUCUUGAUAGUGAAAGGUGUACUUUUCCUGGUUGUGGAUACUUGUAUGAGAUGCAAACUCCUGAAGCGUUGGCUCGACGAGAAAAUCCAAAUCCAAAGUGGCCUGUGCCAAAAGAUCUUAUUGAGUUACAGCCUUCGUAUAAUCAGGAUGACUGGAAUCCUGACUGGCAAUCUACGUCCAGCAGUAAAGUCAGUUAUCUCGUGGAGAGGCUGAGGAAGUUACAUGAGGGUAAUAGAAAAAGCAUUUUGUCUUUCAACAAGACUAACAAUGACAACCUGGAAGACAAUUCCCCUGGUACCUCGGAAGCUUUUUCAGGGAAAGAAUUCCAUGGACAGGAUUGUGGAUCUCAGAUGGGACUUAUCGAUAAAGUUUUGAUUUUCUCUCAAUUUCUUGAGCACAUUCACGUGAUUGAACAACAGUUGACAAUUGCUGGCAUCAAGUUUGCUAAAAUGUACAGUCCAAUGCAGUCGGCUAAUAAGAUGAAAUCUCUGGCCAUGUUCCAGCACGAUGCUGAUUGCAUGGCACUUUUGAUGGAUGGAAGUGGUGCCCUAGGUCUUGAUUUGAGCUUCGUAACACAUGUAUUCCUGAUGGAACCAAUCUGGGAUAAAAGCAUGGAAGAACAGGUCAUCAGUCGUGCUCAUCGGAUGGGCGCUAAGCGUCCUAUUUAUGUAGAAACCUUAACUAUGCGUGGCACGAUUGAAGAACAAAUGAUAAGAUUCCUAGAGGAUGCUGAAAAGAGUGAUAACUUGUUGAGUGGAGAUUACGACAAAGUGGAGCAGGAGACAACACGGUGUCGGCGCUCGCUGCAUGAUUUGGCAGAAAGCAAUUACUUGGCUCGUCUUAGCUUUGUCCGAUCAGAUGGCAAUGCAUGA
This is a messenger RNA of Arabis nemorensis, 4101 nucleotides long. NCBI's taxonomy places the organism in Eukaryota, Viridiplantae, Streptophyta, Magnoliopsida, Brassicales, Brassicaceae. The record is from the annotation of a GenBank genome assembly.